Messenger RNA from Sphaeroforma arctica JP610, 846 nucleotides. RefSeq lists its product as hypothetical. Lineage: Eukaryota; Ichthyosporea; Ichthyophonida. The transcript has 5 exons. The record is from RefSeq and is a predicted model, not a curated record. The coding region runs from base 1 to 846 and encodes 281 amino acids.
AUGGAUUUUGCCACACAAGUCGAGAACCUCCGCCAAAGAGUUCGCUCAGGGCCUGCGAGACGAAGUCGUCGACGUCUACGUAAAGCUGAGAUCGAUCAUUUCCCAGCUCUAGUGGGAGCUAACAAGACGGACACUCCCGUGUUCUUCGCCGAGUGCGCAUCCGCCGCCCCCACGCCCACGCUGCAGUCGCUUACGUACAAGAAGAACUACACCAACUACUGCGAGGCAGUGGAGUGUGGUAUCGAGCUCACUCAGGCUGUUGCCGAUGUGCAGGCAUUAGUACCACGACGCAUAGCCCCAGCGUUUGUCCCUACGUCCAGGCAUACGUUCAUGAACAAGCACGUGGCAGCUGGAUCAAAACGUACACGUGCAGAGAGGAAGACUCGUGGCGAGGGUAUGCACAUACCUUGUCUUAAGCGUAAAGUACCUCAGAUGCUGUCUCACGCACACAUCGCCAAGCGUGUGGCGGGUGUGUCAGAGUCAAAGGCUGUGGCUAAGAACACGACCGAUGGGAAGGGAAAGCGAGCGACGUGCUUUGGCGGUCGACCUAUUCACCACAAGUCUCUGGCCAAUCAGCAACUGCAUGACCGCAUCCGCAGACUUAAGGGUGUACGAAGCAAUGCGUACAGUCUGGGACGAAGCAAACUGGACCGUUUCUUGCGAACUGCGCGCAGACACCAAUACAUGGCUACUAUGAGCAUGGAGCCAGUCUGGAAAACUCUGGCUCUCACAUGGGCCUAUGAUCAGCAACGAUCAACACCCACCACGGCAUCGUGCGCAUCCGAUGCAACUCACACACCCAUCAACGGGGUGGCCUUCACAUCCAGACCGGAUAUGUUCUGUUAA